Porites lobata is the source of this 1356-nucleotide messenger RNA. NCBI's taxonomy places the organism in Eukaryota, Metazoa, Cnidaria, Anthozoa, Scleractinia, Poritidae. The record is from the annotation of a GenBank genome assembly.
AUGGCUAGAAAACCCAUCUUGGACUUGUUACCACGGAAUUUGGAAUUUCACAACCUAUCACAUGUCACCCUCACCGCGACGCAGUCACGAACUCUUGGCCUGGGCCUAAAAUUUAGACCCACGCUUCGACCACCCGCUGCUCGCGUUUUUGAAAAUCAAAUACAGGAUUUUUGUCGUAGCGUCCGACUGCAUUAUAAGUAUGCUGAUAAGCCCGAUGACCCUGAUUUCAAUCCCAAACUAUAUGUGAAGUCAGGGUGGAAUCCUCCACGGGAAGAUCCUGACCUCGAGGAAAACCUGUACAAAAUCCGCCAAGAGCUGCUGACAAACUUAAGCGACAACAGACCACUAUGGAAAAAUAACUUAUCCCGCGAAGAACGAAGUGGCCUGCGAGAGAUCAAGGAAGACCCGUCGGUUCGUGUUCUCGCAACAGACAAAAACCUCGGACCUGCUCUCGUCUCCACCGAAUGGGUAAAACAAGAGACUCUUAAACAUCUUAAUGACACUAAAACAUAUUCUAAAGUUACAGCAGAUGACUGGACUUAUAGACGUCUUAAGGUAAUUGAGACUCGCGAUAAACUCGUAAAUAGUUUCUCGCACUUUUUACCCCUCAACUCGCAUAAGUUUCUCCGCAGCAUCGACAAUGUUUCUAGUAGUUUCAAUCCUGCUAAAUUUUAUAUUAUUCCCAAGAUUCACAAGUCACCUAUAGUGGGGAGGCCUAUUGCGGCCUCUCACUCUUAUAUCACCAGACCUAUUAGCAUUUUUGUAGAUGAGUUAGUUAAACCUUCUAUUAUUAUGCCUACGGUAUUACGUGACUCUGGUGAACUGAUCCAAUGUUUAGAGAAAGUUGAGCUACCCGCUAAUUGCCUUCUUGUUACGGCGGACGUGUCAUCACUUUACCCCAACAUCGACACCAAGAAGGCUAUUAUUGCUCUUGACCUCUUGCUUAGAGAGAGCAAGGUUGCUCAGACUCCUCUAUUGGUUCAGUUAACCAGGUUAGUCUUUGAGAAUAAUUUCCUCAAAUCGGAAUUUAGCAAUGACAUAUACCAUCAAACAUUUGGUAUUGCCAUGGGAACUCCUUUCGCCGUAACAGCUGCCAACGCUUUUAUGUAUCAUCACGAGAGAGACAUUGUUGAGACGCAUUCUCGGUAUAUCACUCUCUAUAAGCGUUUCAUAGAUGACAUAUUUGUUAUCUGGGCUGGCCCUCACGAAAAUCUUCUAGAAUUUCUUCAUGCUAUUAAUACUAAGGACGAACGUAUUAAGAUAACUUACGAGAUUAGCGAGUCUAAGAUCUCAUUUCUGGACUUACUACUUUUUAAAGAUUCCGCGUCUAAAACGCUGCAAUAUUCUACCUUUCAG